Molecule: messenger RNA, 1652 nt
Organism: Verruconis gallopava
Lineage: Eukaryota; Fungi; Ascomycota; Dothideomycetes; Venturiales; Sympoventuriaceae
Exons: 2
Coding region: 380-1564 (394 amino acids)
Biological process (GO): proteolysis
Molecular function (GO): serine-type endopeptidase activity
Source: RefSeq, a predicted model, not a curated record
CUAUCGCCUGGGUCAAUGUCUUGGUAUCAUACCACGACCUCGUUGGAGACUUCGACAUCUGCAAAAUGUCCGGAACAAACCGCCGCGCGAAGGAAAUGUUCUACACUGAAGAACGCGUUAUCCUUCGUGCUGUCAAGGACUGAUGGAGCUCUCACAUCUUUGUCUUACUACAUAUCGGUGCUUUCCUCUCGGUCAGGAACAUGAUGCAGCUGUCGGUAUAAUCAGUUCAUUCAUUCCUGUUCACCUACCGCGCUUUCCCUCCCUUCUUCUCGUCUCUCGUUUGCUUGUUGUCGGGCUACUACCCGUCAACUGAAUAUACAACCUCCAGCUUUUCCAUUCAUUCAUUUUGGUUUUCUUGAGUCGAUUUGCCCGGUUUAUCAUGUACUUUUCAAUUUCUCCAAUCCUUCUUCUGUUACUAGUCAGCCUUGUGGCUGCUGAGAAUUACAUUGUGGUCGUAAAGCCUGGAAAUGGCGGUGCAGUCGGCGGACUCAUAUCUUCGCUGCUUGGGAAAACCGUACCUGGCCUGCUCCAAUUCACUUCCGGGUCGUUUGCAGGCUUCAAGGCAGAUCUGACGCCGGCGCAAGUGGCACUUCUGCGAGCAAAUUCAAACGUGCAAUACAUCGAAAAAGACGGACAGCUAAGAACUUGGGGUGUGAUUCACAGAGAGAAUCAUUCAUUCAAGCGUACUGUCCUUACUCAAUCACCUUCGACAUGGGGACUCGAACGCAUUUCACAAAAGACCAAGGCGUUGGCGCCAUAUCAAUACGUCUAUGAUUCCACGGCUGGAGCAGGAACCUGCAUCUAUAUUAUUGACUCGGGAAUCUAUACCGCUCAUAAUGACUUUGGUGGCCGAGCGAGCUUCGUUCAAAACUUUGUCUCUUAUGAAACUGGUGAUGACUUGUCAGGUCACGGCACUGCCGUCGCCGCGGCGGCAGCAGGUACGAGCUAUGGUGUUGCCAAACUUGCGAAAAUCUUUUCGAUCAAAGUAUGCAAUCAAUCCGGGUCGUGCGACGUAUCUGCCGUUGUCGCAGGCAUCUCAGCGGCUACAAACAAUGCUCAGUCCCAGCAAUGUCCCAAUGGCGUCGUCAUCAAUCUCUCUCUUGGAGGACCCUCAGCCGGCUGGCAGUCCGUCAAGGAUGCCAUUAUUGCUGCUACGCAAGCCGGGGUCUUCGUUGUAGCAGCCGCUGGGAACGACCACGCAAACAUGAACAAUUAUCUCCCGGCCUCAGCAGCCGGAGCCUGCGCCGUAGGCGCGACCGACCAGAACGACGCGAUCUGGUCUUACUCCAACUACGGCUCAAUGAUGGCCGUCUUUGCUCCAGGUGUUGGCAUCCAGACUGCUGGUCUGGGCAGCCCCAGUGCUUCAGUGACGGUCGACGGGACCAGCAUGAGCGCGCCGUACGUAGCGGGACUCGGAGCAUAUUUGUGGGCCAAAAAUGGAAAAGGUGCGGGCAGUGCGCCAGGCGUAGCACUAUGCAACACUAUAAAAACCACUGCCAAUGCGAAUGUAAUAACAGGCAGUCUAGGGGGGAGCCCUAAUCGCUUGGCGUACAAUGGAAUGUAAUGACCCCGUAAUUAUUAUAUCUCGAUGUAGAUCAAAUGUUUCGCGCAAGGCUGAGGAACGAAAGGAGAACCUAUCAUCGUGAAACACC